Molecule: messenger RNA, 3018 nt
Organism: Colletotrichum destructivum
Lineage: Eukaryota; Fungi; Ascomycota; Sordariomycetes; Glomerellales; Glomerellaceae
Exons: 3
Coding region: 760-2526 (588 amino acids)
Biological process (GO): proton export across plasma membrane; regulation of membrane potential; sodium ion export across plasma membrane
Cellular component (GO): plasma membrane
Molecular function (GO): sodium:proton antiporter activity
Source: RefSeq, a predicted model, not a curated record
CUUUUACCUGUACUCUCUUUCUCCUUCUCCCCCUUACAUCGCGCUUCUUCCUGGGUCCAAUCCCCUCCUCCCCCAAAACCGUCAUCUGCAUUCACACGUUUCCCGGAUCUACACGCCGAAUCGGGAAGACGCCGUUGCCUUCAAUUGGGUAGUCCUCCCCUCCGUCAAUCACUUACUUGCAGACCGCUAUCUCGAGUCCCAAGGCCGCAGAGAGAGGGGGCCAAAACCCUGUAGGCCGAGGACACGACAGCCCGGAGGACGCACACGCAUCAAGCGUAGGAAAAAGAAGAAGAAGGGAGGGGGAAAAGAAAAAGAAAAAGAAAGGUACAUCGUCACGACGAUCUCCAAUGAUAGUUGGCCACGCAAGCGCCAUACAUACCCUCUCGCCGACGUUUCGAACCCUGCGAUUCAGCCAGUGACUACGGUUUCUUGGUGUGCUCUACGCGUACUCCCCCCAUAAACGAUAUACCUCAUAUAUAGGGUAUUCUGUUUUCCCAGCUAUUACCUCUCCGCUCCGCCUCACGCAGAGGCUAUCGAUAAGUCGGCGAGCGUUUGCUGUGUUUGGCAGAGAGGGAGGUGGCUACACGGCCGUCACAUUCGCGGUCACUUGUAGGACCAUCCGUCACAGGAGAUCGCGGGGGUUUAAUACGUGAAAUCACAAAGCCUGUGGAGGACCCAAGCCGAUUUGGCUUCUUGGCGAAAGCUUGAACCCCAAUCUCGAUCGCUUUCUUUCGUGCACAAUCACGGCAAAUUGCAACCAUGCCUACCCUCGCGCUCACAAACUUCAACAUCGUGGUCGGCCUGCUGGGGGGCUGGAUCUCGUUGUUUGGGCUGGUGUCAUUCCUAUGCAAGGAGACAUACUACCUCUCCGAAGCCCUGAUAUCCCUCUUGGCGGGCGUCGCCUUCUCCCCUUCGGCGGCAAAUCUCAUCAGACCGCUAGACUACGCAGGCACUCCGGCCAACGUCGAGGCCGUCACGCUCGCCUUCUCGCGCCUCGUCCUUGGCGUCCAGCUUGUUCUCGCAGGCGUCCAGCUGCCGAGCAGGUACCUCCGCACGCAGUGGAAGCCUAUGGCCUUGCUCGUCGGGCCCGUCAUGACAUGCAUGUGGAUCGCGACAAGCCUUCUCGUCUGGGCCUUGACGCCGGGCCUGCCGUUCCUGCAUGCCCUGGCCAUCGGCGCCUGCGUGACGCCCACUGACCCUGUGCUGUCCAAUGUCAUCGUCAAGGGACGUUUCGCCGACCACAACAUCCCCUCGGAGCUGCAGAACCUCAUCAUCAGCGAGUCGGGCGCCAACGACGGCCUGGGCUAUCCGUUCCUGUUCUUCGCGCUGUACCUGAUCAAGUAUAUCGGGGACGGCGGCGAGCAGGUGCCCGGCGGCGCGGGCCUCGCGAUGGGGUUGUGGUUCGGCGAGACUUGGGGGUAUACCAUCGUCCUUAGCGUCAUCUACGGCGCCGUCGUAGGCUGGCUGGCCAAGAGAUUGUUGCGAUGGGCCGAGAGACACAAGUACGUCGACCGGGAAAGCUUCCUGGUCUUUGCGAUCUCCCUAGCGCUCUUCAUCGUCGGGACAUGCGGCAUGAUCGGUAGCGACGACGUUCUGGCAUGCUUUAUCGCGGGGAAUGCCUUUACAUGGGACGAUUGGUUCCGUUUGGAAACCGAGGACGACUCGUUCCAGCCCACCAUCGACAUGUUGCUGAACGUCACAAUCUUUAUUUGGUACGGCGCUGUCAUUCCGUGGGACGAUUUCCUCCACAACGAUGUGAUCCCGAUCCAUCGCCUUGUUGCGCUAGGCGUGCUUGUGCUACUGCUCCGGCGCUUGCCUUUUGUCUUCGCGAUUCACCGCUGGAUACCUCAGAUCGAGCAGGCGAAGCAGGCCAUCUUCGUGGGCUUCUUUGGUCCCAUCGGAGUAUCGGCCGUCUUUUAUCUUUACGUGACCGUUGAAUUCCUGCACACUCUGAACGAGGGCCAUGAGCCCCGCGCUGAUGUCGCUCACAUGGCUGAGGCCGUCCGGGUCAUCGUCUGGUUUCUCGCCGUUUGCAGUAUAGUUGUCCACGGCUUGAGCAUUCCACUCGGAAAGCUCGGCUACUACGCGCCUCGUACGCUGUCCAGGGGCAUGUCCUUCAUGAGCGGCGACGGCGGCGACGACUCCGGUCCAUUCCGGAUCCGAGGUCGAGUAUUGUUCCCAUUUGGCCGGACUCGAUCCGAAGGGGCCGAUGGGCCAACAUCUGUUGAUGCCGAGUCUCGGGCUUAUUCUCAGUCUGAAAACGAAGGAAGUCGGCCAAUUUACAGAAUUGGUGGCUCAGUCAUCCCCCAGCGCUCGGCGGGCGCAGAAGAAUCGGACGUGUCUGCUCUUGAGCCAAGACGGCCCGACCAACCGGGUCAAUAUCCAGGUCCCGAGCACGGAGGUGGUAUUGCUCAGACAAAGGCGGCUGAACACCAGUCACCGGCGCCACCGCCACCAGAGCUCCAAAGUCGUACAAUCCGCUUCCCGGAUGAGACACCCGCACCUCGGGGAUUGCAAACACCAUGAUGCGGAACAUUGCAAUACACACUUUUCUGCAAAAGCAUUUCUCUACUCACGGGUGACGGGGGCAAGGAGACCAGUAUGGUCAGUAGUAUGUAGAGCGACGUCGUCCGUGCGGGUUCCCUGCACUUGAAACCUGAAGAAAAAAAAUGCGGGCACAUCCAUGAAAGAAUCAAACGAACAAUUGAAGAGUAAUUGGGCUCUUCAUUGAACAAUUUGCCAUUGACGCUCAUUCACGCCACCUCUUGAAAGUCGUAUGCAGCAGACGUGCUGUCGGAUUUCCGCUAGGGAGCCACCUAGUUAGUACUGGGAUGUCGCUCAUUGGCGCUCUUGGUCGAUAGCUCUUGACUAGGUUACCGCCGCCUUCCGAGUCCAGGUGAUUAGUCUAGGACGUUUCGAUCAAGGUCAGAUGGGAGAGCAGCUUUAUGCAAGGGCUCCGGAAGGCGCCAUAAUUUACAUAAGAGUUUGUGCAGCCCCCGGUUUCCUGCGCAAGCUCCG